CCUAUAUAUAUGAGAAAUACUGAAACCACAACAGAGCCUAAAACUCUUUCAAGUAUCAACUCCCUUGAAAGUUUAUUUAAACUCCUUUUCAAUCUCACAUCUUCCUCUUCCUAAGAGCUACUAUUUCGGCCAGAGUAGACAGAAAAAAAAUGGAUCAAACUGAGUACCACAAGCUACAAACCUUGACAAAGUUGAUGAACUUUGUGUUUUUAAAAAGGGUCACUCAACUACUACUCUCACUUUCUGUGUUUUCUUUCUUGUUUACUCAUUCCUCCUUGCUUUCUUGCUUCCAGUCUUUUAACUUCUACUUCUCUGCAUUUCCUUCCCAAUUAUUUAGCCACACAAUAGACAAAAACUGCAUAUUCCUCCUUUGCAAUGGACUCCUAGUUUUCCUUGCAAAAUACUCUGGCCUAAUAAGAUCCGUGUCUGGGGCUUAUCAUAAUGAGGAAUCUUUCAUAAGUAGUGAAGAUGGUUUGCAAAAGGAGGCUGUGACAGAAAGCAAAGCCUCUGCAGAAAAUGUUGCAAUGGAACAAGGAAGAGAAAUUGACCAUUUGAUCAGAGAAGUACAAGAAGAAACUGGAAAGCCAGCUGGGGAUGAAGAAGGAGAAGCGGGAGGAGGAGAAGAAAGCAGGUCUUCUUUUUCAAAAGAAGAAGAAGAAGAUGAAGAAGAAGAAACUGGUUCAUUUGUCUUAGAAGAGAAAAAGGAACAAAAUGAAUCUGUGAGUGAAUUUUUAAUUGAAGAAGAAGAAGAAGAAGAAGGAAAUGGGACGUUGAGCACAGAAGAAUUAAACAAGAAGUUUGAUGAUUUCAUUAGAAGGAUGAAGGAAGAAAUAAGGAUUGAAGCUCAACAACAACUGGUCAUGGUUUAGUAGUCCCUUUGAAUUAUCUUUUAUUUCACAAAAUUAUGAUACCACUUAUCAUCAUGCUAGUGAAUUAUAACUUUCCAAUGUUUGUUCACCAUUAUGCUACCUCUAUAUAUGUAAAUAUAAUCGAGGAAAACUAUUUUCUUCCUUGUUA
Quercus lobata is the source of this 1017-nucleotide messenger RNA. Its product is annotated as cilia- and flagella-associated protein 251. The transcript has a single exon. The record is from RefSeq and is a predicted model, not a curated record. Bases 150 to 869 code for a protein of 239 amino acids. Lineage: Eukaryota; Viridiplantae; Streptophyta; Magnoliopsida; Fagales; Fagaceae.